This is a messenger RNA of Schistosoma rodhaini, 5481 nucleotides long. The record is from the annotation of a GenBank genome assembly. NCBI's taxonomy places the organism in Eukaryota, Metazoa, Platyhelminthes, Trematoda, Strigeidida, Schistosomatidae.
AACUUCUUCUAUUCCGUCCACAACCAUCUGAACCAUCUGAACUUUGAAUGCUGGAGCCCUAUCCUGAACGUAGUAGUUCAAGGUCAGGCUGGGUAGGAAGAUUUGAGCGGUCCUGAUUUACAUACUGUGCUAAUUUUCUCGAUCUUCUUGAUUAUAUGGAAUCUCUGAUACCAGUCAUAAACAAACUACAGGACGUGUUUAACACAGUAGGGUCCGAAACAAUACAACUUCCUCAAAUCGUUGUUUUAGGAACACAGUAAAUUUAAUGAAAUUAGAUCUAGCUUUAAAGUUAGAUUCUGUAUCAUAUGACGUUUAAGAAUUCAAAUAUGUCCGCGGAAAGCUCUUAUUUUUCUUUAAUGUUUCUGCUUUUUCAACGGAGUUAUCUCAUCAAGAACACCGUAUAUAAUUGUGAUGUUAAAGAUCUUGGAUAUUAUCUCCUGUGUGAUCUAAUUGUUUCAACUAUGCAUAACGUUACGAUUAGUUGCUAUAGCUCUGGAAAGAGUUCAGUUCUUGAAAACUUAGUUGGUCGGGAUUUCCUGCCUAGAGGACAUGGAAUUGUGACGCGGCGACCACUUGUCUUACAACUUAUCCAUGUAGAUGAGUCAGACCAUGCUACACGGGUCGCAGAAGGUGAUGGUACUUCAACCGAAUGGGCAACAUUCUUACACAACAAAAAGAUAUACCGGGAUUUCGAUGAAGUUCGUAAUGAAAUCAAAAGCGAAACAGAUCGGGUUGCUGGGGCUGGAAAAGCUGUAAGCUCCGAGCCUAUCAACUUAAAAAUAUUCAGCCCAUCUGUUCUCAACCUCACUUUGGUUGAUCUUCCUGGCAUUACAAAGGUUCCUGUUGGUGAUCAGCCUGAGGAUAUUGAAACAUUGAUCAACGAUUUAUGUCUUCAUUACAUUAACAAUCCUAACAGUAUAAUUUUAGCUGUUACACCGGCCAAUGCAGAUAUGGCUACCAGUGAAGGCCUUAAGCUGGCCAAAACAAUCGAUCCUGACGGCCGCCGAACUUUAUGUAUUCUUACUAAGUUGGAUCUAAUGGACCAUGGAACAGACGCCCACGAUCUUUUAUUGGGGCGUGUGGUUCCAGUUAAACUCGGGAUAAUUGGUGUUGUCAAUCGUUCUCAAGCCGAUAUUAAGGCGGGUAAAAAUAUUGACGAGGCUUUACAAGAUGAGGCCAGUUUUCUGCAACGGCGUUAUCCAUCUCUUGCUAGUAGAAAUGGCACCCCAUUCUUGGCACGGACAUUAAAUAGGCUUUUAAUGCAUCAUAUACGGGAUUGUUUGCCGGACUUGAAAACACGUGUAAAUGUAAUGGCUGCACAAUUUCAGAAUCUUUUAAAUACAUUCGGAGAUGAAAUCGAAGACCGAGGACAACUUUUGCUGCAGAUUAUUACAAAAUUUAAUACUGCUUAUUGUAAUACAAUUGACGGAGUUGCGAAAGAUAUUGAAACGACUGAGUUGUGUGGUGGAGCUCGUAUUUGUUAUAUAUUCCAUGAAACCUUCUAUCGAACGUUGAGUAAAAUCGAUCCUUUGGGUGGUUUAUCAACUCUUGAUAUUCUAACUGCAAUACGAAAUGCUACCGGACCAAGACCUGCUCUAUUUGUGCCAGAGGUUUCUUUCGAAUUGUUAGUAAAACGACAAAUCAGGCGCUUAGAAGAACCGAGUUUACGAUGUGUUGAAUUAGUCCAUGAAGAAAUGCAACGCAUCAUUCAGCAUUGUGGUGCUCAACAAGAACUCCUUCGGUUUCCGAAACUGCACGAACGUAUAGUCGAUGUGGUCACUUCUGUAUUGCGCCAGCGCCUGCAACCAACCAAUCAAAUGGUUACUAAUCUAGUCGCUGUUGAGUUAGCUUAUAUAAAUACUCGACAUCCUGACUUUCUGGAAGCGCUAAGUACACAUCGGCAACAGGCUCCAGGAUUAGAGAAUCUGUCCCUUAACGAGCAACCGGCAACACAGGGAUCAAUUUCAGGAUCUUCACUUCGUACCAUUACUGGUUCGCAUCUGUCUCGUCGCCUACCUGGAACUCUUCAGCACGAAGAACAGCCCAGUUCACUAAAUGUUAAUGGUCCAUCCUCAGAUCAAAAUCCAGAUAACCUGCAUAUUGGACUAAGCCUUACUCCGGAUAUUGUAAGUUUUUUCUGCUUAUUGUACCGUUGUGUUCAUGUCACUAAAAGAUAGAAAUUAUUUUUAUUUAGAUAAAUUUUUAUUGAUAUUCUAGACAUCUCCCAGGUAUUAUAUUUUUGCAGGAAGUGGAACUCACAUAUUUGCUUAUCUUUACACGCUUUUAAUUAAUGAAAUCGUGGAUUAAUACUUACGGAGGAAAAAUCAAUUUCGCUAAUGAAUCGUUACAUAACUCCAAUGUUUUAUAAUAUUGAUUUUUAACCAGCAGUACGUUACUUAUAUAACUUUGUGUCACUAUUCAAUCAUUAUUCUGUAUUUCUUUUUCGAAUUGUUAUCUUGUUCGUUCAUUAGAUGUAUCUUUUGUACUUACUUACUUUACCCCUGUUACCCGUCAUGGAGGAGCAUAGGCCAACCACCACUACUCUCCAUCCAACCCUGUCCUGGGCAAUCCUUCUCAGCUACUAUUCAUCCUUUUCAUGUCUGUUUCCAAUUCCCGACGUAGUGUGUUCCUCAGCGUUCUGUUGUAUUGUUCAUUAAAUUCAAUUAUCUUUGACUGACUUUUAUUUGCCUUACAAUUCAUCAAGACCGUAAUUAGAUUUUUAAUGAUCUCUUAAAACUAGAUAGAUAUGCUUUACUUUUAUUGUUAAAAGUUAAGAAAAUUGUCAACCUUUCUCUUAUGAUUUUCAUUGGUUAUACAUGUUUAUAGAUUUUUGCACUAAUGAAUAGUUUCCCGUGUAAUGUCAUUGACUGCUGACGUUCGCCUGUAACUACUACAAUAAAUAUGUUGAAAAAUAAGUCAAGUGCUUAAUAAUCUUAAAGCAUCCUACAAAAUUCGUGUAUAACAAGUAUUUUGUUUUUCAAUAUCCAUGAUAUUGGUCAAUUUAGUACAGUGAUGGCAAAUAUAUUUUUUCUUCAGUAUGUUGUAUUAAGUUGUUAAGUUUGACUCUAUUUGUAUCGUAUUUAGCACAUAGUAUUAGUUAUUUUGUUCAGUUAAAAUCGUAUACGUUUUACAUCACAUGAUGCUUUUUUAAUGCACACCUUUCGUUACUUUUCAUUUUGGUUAAAACGAAGGGCAGUGUAUACGAUGAACUAAGAAACGCUUCUCGAAACGAACUAUUAGGAAGGUAUGACAUAAUUCUAGUGGUAACGAAUUAAUAUCAUGAAGAUUCACGAUAAGUCUUUUAUUUACUCAGUUGUUUAAAAUGAUGGCUGAACUAGUCAUAUUGCGUACUGGUGCUCAUUUGCCAUCUCAAGAUCAGACAAUAAGUGAGACAUUAUGAAGGAGGCAUACUUUUGGAGGAAACUGAUCAUUUUUGUAUUUAAGGUCUCAGCCUACUUGUCCUUGUCUAGGUCAGAAGAACGAAUUUAUCCAUUCCAGUUAUUUGUUUCAUUUGGUUUCCUAUCUAAAGUUUUCUAGUCUUCUCACUUCCAUAGCAGGUUGUGAAAGCAUCUAAGAAAUCUCUAUGUGAGUUGGAUGUCAUAGAACACAACAAAAAGUUGAUGUGUUAUCGGCACUAUCCUUGAUUCUUGUUUUUAUUUUCUAUCAGGAUACUGGUUUUUUUUGACUGAAUGAAUACAGUCUUUAAAUCUUGCUGAGUGGAUUUUAAAAAAAAGUAAUCCCUUUAAUUUAUUUUUAAGAGACUGGUUAUCUAUCUAAUCUAUUUGACAUGAAUAUCUAAUUAACAAUUCUUUUAUCAUUUUCUACUGUUCAUGAGUUUUCUCACAUUAAACUUUUUAACCAUAGAUUCAAAUACUAGCUUUAAGAUAGUAUUAUGUAUAUUUUUACGAGACCGAGACACUUGAUAAUGAUCAGAUCGUUCUUAGAGUUUAAUUGUGGCUUACCUGCUUCAAUUUUCCUGGUUAGAGAGAGUAUUGUUCAUCUAUAAAGGAAAGUCGUUUUUCAGUCUGAUAAAUGAACUUGAAACAACAUAAACAGGUCAUAUUUAUUGUAUUAUGUUUAAUACAUUUGAUUUUAUAUUUUUCCCAUUGUUUAUUCUCGAUAUAUUAGCAAACGGAAGUUCAACAACAUAAGCUAACACCAAAUGAACGACAUGAUUGUGAAGUUAUCGGAAAACUUAUUCGUUCCUAUUUUCUAAUUGUUCGGAAGAACAUACAAGAUACUGUUCCAAAAGCAAUAAUGCAUUUUUUAGUGAAUUUCGUUAAAGAUAAUUUGCAAUCGGAACUUGUCGGUAAAUUGUAUAAACAAGAUGAAUACAAUACAUUGUUACAAGAAAGUGAACGAGUAGCUCAGCGCCGAAGAGAAGCUUCCGAAAUGUUGAAGGCUCUUCAGAAAGCCAGUUUGAUCAUCGGUGAAAUUCGUGAAACACAUUUAUGGUGAUUAAAUGUUUCGGGCAUCAUUUUUUGAUUUUCAACGACAACGAUGGUUUACAUGUUUCCUUACUUUCUUGUAUUCCUAAUAUAAUUUUUCGUUGAUUAAAAGUAUAUAUGUAGGCUUUUAACCAAACCAUACCAGUAUACUACGUAUGUGUAUACAUCAUUUCUUUUGUGCCAUUUAUUCAGCUAUCUUCAUCUACAUUUUGACCGUUAUUUCGAAGUUCUUAUCUGUUGUUAUCCUUGCUACUGUUACCACCAAUACGACAACUUCUAACCAACGCACACCAAACUCAUCUAUCAUCUUAUAAACUAACCUAGCAUAAUAAGUGAACUAUAAAGAAUUUACUGUUUAGUAGUUUAUAAGACUGAUUAUCAUUCUACACUGUCUUAUUGUUUUCCUCGUAGGUUCUUUUUUGUUAUGAUAGUUUUCUUUUUAAUUGUGGAAAAAUGUAUAUCUCUCCUAACCUGUGUUUGUAAAAAAGCUUUCUAUAUUGUAACUGUUCUGCAAUUAAGAAUGUAAUUAUCUGAAAGAGCUAUUACAAAUUUCUACCACACUCAAUAGUCUUAAUUCUGCUAACUUUUCUCCCCGGUUUAUUAAUUAUAAGCAGUCCAUUUUUAGUUAUACUUAUUAAUUAUUUUGUGGGAGAGGGGGUUUAUAAAUUAAAAGUAGUUGAUAUGAUACCCUUUUAGUACUGCUGUGUCUCAAUUUCGACCCGUAGAGUCCAAUAUCCUUGGUGGUUGCAGAAGCAGUCACGCAGAGGUUGAAAACUGCAAUCUUAUCAAUGUUUAAGCCAGAAAUUCGGAGACUCUAUGUAUACGAUGCAUUCGUCAUUCUCGGAAAGGAUCAGUUGGAAAGUAUCCACAUUUUCAUCAACGGUAUUUUCGCUGACAAAAAAUUCACAUUAGAAGCGGAACGAGACAACAAGCUACCUUCUUUUUUUUACAAACUGAACAUCAGAAACAAUACGGAAAGACUGAAAACUUAAAUCUAUCGGAAACCAACACAUACUGAUAAAAUACUCAAUUA